Molecule: messenger RNA, 1928 nt
Organism: Klebsormidium nitens
Lineage: Eukaryota; Viridiplantae; Streptophyta; Klebsormidiophyceae; Klebsormidiales; Klebsormidiaceae
Source: the annotation of a GenBank genome assembly
UUCAAGUUUCAGAUCGCUGCUUCAGAGCAGACCAACACGUUCAGAGCAGAGAGCUGAGCAACUGCAAGGCGCCAUUUGUGUGCCUUUUUGAGACCAGUACUUUCUCCAAUCACAGGCUAAUCUCUAAAAGGAUCUUGUGAAGAAACCUACAAACUAGACUGGCCUUCUGUGCACACCAUGGCCACGGCCCACGCUGCCUCUCGGGCAGCCCUUCUAUCCCCCCCUCCUUGCAAAGCACGUCGCACCUCCCACAACCCUCAUCCCAAUGCUGCCGCCGCCAGGUGUUUCUCAGGCCCAGGGCAAAUAUCUCAGAGCUUCGAUGGCACGCAGAAGCAGUUCUUGGGGGUGAGGUGGGAUUCGUCUUGGGUUUUGAGAAGAAGCGCAAUGCCGCCAGCUUGUAAGAGAGCCGCUGUGAGAGCGAUAGCAGCUCCAGAGCGGGCGGCGGCGACGGUCUCGGCCCCGGCGAAGUCGCUGGGAGACGAGACGCGGCCUGACUUUGCUAUUCUACACCAGGAGGUGGAGGGCAACCCACUCGUGUACCUCGACAAUGCGGCGACGUCACAAAAGCCACGCCAAGUGCUCCAAGCGCUUGAAAACUACUACAAAGGGUACAACUCAAAUGUGCACCGGGGAACGCACAAGCUGAGCGCGAUGGCCACCGACGAGUACGAGAAGGCGCGGAUCAAAGUUGCAAAGUUCGUGAACUCUCCAACCGACCGGCAGAUUAUCUUCACGCGGGGUGCGACGGAGGCGAUCAAUCUGGUGGCGUACAGUUGGGGGCUGAACAACCUGAAGGCGGGGGACGAGAUCGUACUGUCCCAAAUGGAGCACCACAGCAACAUCGUGCCGUGGCAGCUGGUCGCUGAGAGGACGGGCGCACUCAUCCGCUUUGUGGGCCUCACCGAGCACGAGCAACUAGACAUGGAACAGUUUCGGAACGCGCUCAGCAACCGCACCAAGCUGGUGGCGGUCGUGCACGUCUCCAACACGCUCGGUUGCUUAAACCCUGCGGAGGAGAUUGUGCGCCUAUCGCACUCCGUCGGCGCGAAGGUCCUGCUUGAUGCGUGCCAGAGCGUGCCGCACAUGCCGGUGGACGUCCAAGCGUUGGACGCGGACUGGCUCGUGGCGUCCGGACACAAGAUGUGCGGGCCGACCGGCAUCGGCUUCCUCUACGCCAAGUGGGACUUACUUCUAAGCAUGCCGCCGUGGCAAGGCGGGGGCGAGAUGAUUCGUGACGUGUACUUUGACCAUUCGACGUACCAGGAACCGCCGUCGCGGUUUGAGGCGGGGACGCCUGCGAUCGGGGAGGCGAUUGGGCUGGGGGCCGCGUGCGACUACCUGAGCAGUGUUGGAAUGGAGAGAAUACAUCAAUAUGAGGUCGAGGUCGGGCGCUACCUGUAUGAAAAGCUGUCCGACAUCCCGGAGAUUCGGAUCUAUGGCCCGCCCCCCUCCCUGGCUGACCGGGCGUCCCUCUGCGCGUUCACAAUAGAGGGCGUGCACGCAACCGACUUAGCUUCCCACCUGAACGACUUCCGGGGCGUCGCGGUCCGGUCAGGCCACCAUUGCACUCAACCGCUGCACCGAGUGUUGGGCGUCAACGCCACCGCUAGAGCCAGCUUAUAUUUCUACAAUAGGAAAGAAGAGAUUGACGUACUAGUAGACGCCAUAAGGGAAGGAAUCGACUUCUUUACGGCCCCCCUAGAACCGCCCCCCGGGUUUUAGUCGCAGAUGCUGUACACUAGGGGGACGAGAGGAGCGCCGCUCGUUGGCCCUUGUACAUACGCAUGUGAUAUCUGUUGGAACAACUAACUGCAUUUUUGAUUGCAACACGUAUUGAAUAGUGGGAAUGAGCCUCGCUAUCAAGGAUUUACAGCACGAGCGCUUGCUCCGAGGAAGCACGUUGCGGGGGCGCUAUGGGUUCAGUGGAA